Molecule: messenger RNA, 537 nt
Organism: Cariama cristata (Red-legged seriema)
Lineage: Eukaryota; Metazoa; Chordata; Aves; Cariamiformes; Cariamidae
Product: G-protein coupled receptor 39-like
Exons: 1
Cellular component (GO): membrane
Source: RefSeq, a predicted model, not a curated record
UUUCUGUUGGCAGGACUGAUUGUUGCAACUCUGGCAAUAUGCUGGAUGCCAAACCAGGUCACAAGGAUCAUGGCUGCUGCUAAACCAAAGCAGGACUGGACCGUCCCCUACUUCAGAGCGUACAUCAUUCUUCUUCCCAUCGCCGACAUCUUCUUCUACCUCAGCUCGGUGGUGAACCCCCUCCUGUACAACAUCUCAUCUCAGCAGUUCCGCAGUGUGUUUCUGCAGGUCCUCUGCUGCCGCCUGACAAUACAGCAUGCCAACAAGGAGAAGUUUCUCAGGGCCAACCUGAGCUCCAGAGCAAGGAGCAGCCGGUCUCUACGCCCGCUGCUCUUCAUUUCGUCUAGGCGCAGUUCUUCUACAAGGGGCAGUAACAAAGUUUUCUUAAGUACUUUUCAGAAUGAGACCAGGCCUGACCGCAGUCCACAGAAACCAGGUCUUGAACCGCCAGAACCCAGCUUGGAAGUAGUGCCACUACAGACUAGCUCAGAGCCCAGUCCAGAUGCACAAAACGGCCUUUGUGAACAUCAAGUAUGA